CGUGACGUCACGUUGCUACGAGACCAAAAAACUCUGUUCUAAACAAAGCUUGAACAAUCAAAGAUGGCGGCGCUUUCAAUAACAGCUCUAAGUAAUUUCUUCUCUGAAGAACACAAAUCAAUUUCUAGAGGCGAAAAUCAUUAUAAGUCCGGUCACAUAGAAUGUUUCUCGUACGCUGAUGGUGUGAUCAGAGGUCAAGUUCAUGCAAGCAUGAAAAGCAAAGUGUAUAAAGUCACGAUAUACCUAGAUGAGAAGGAUUGCAUCAAAUCUACCGACUGUGAAUGUCCAAGAGGAGCAUUCAAAUGCAGUCAUGCCGCCGCAUUAUUUAUACAUGGCAUACACAAUGUAAGCAGAACCGAUGUCGAGUGUUCCUGGAAGAAAAAGAAAGUCACAGACAAAACCCCUGAUUCGGCAACAGAAUUGUUUCCAUCAAACAAGGAAAACUACAUCUGUCUGUCAAGGAUGCCAACAGAUGAAGAUAGAAGGUCCUUGAGCUCACAUCUACGUGAAUAUGGCCGUUUCACUGGACUUUGGUGGAUAAUGACUCCAGAACCUGAACCACCAAAGCCUCUGCCUAUCCCAACAAUAGAGGAAGUGAUACUGAGCGAAGAGUUUCAAUGUAUAGAAGGCCUGCAGAACCAAAUAGCCCAUGUACAAGAAAGAGCUACAGUAUCCAAUGAAAUAGUAAAGGAAGUAGCCCAGCUCACAAAGGGUCAAAGAGAC
This is a messenger RNA of Exaiptasia diaphana, 723 nucleotides long. RefSeq lists its product as uncharacterized. Lineage: Eukaryota; Metazoa; Cnidaria; Anthozoa; Actiniaria; Aiptasiidae. Gene Ontology annotation, molecular function: zinc ion binding. The transcript has 2 exons. The record is from RefSeq and is a predicted model, not a curated record. The annotation marks the transcript as partial.